Nymphaea colorata (pocket water lily) is the source of this 2196-nucleotide messenger RNA. RefSeq lists its product as uncharacterized. Bases 1 to 2196 code for a protein of 731 amino acids. NCBI's taxonomy places the organism in Eukaryota, Viridiplantae, Streptophyta, Magnoliopsida, Nymphaeales, Nymphaeaceae. The transcript is spliced from 3 exons. The record is from RefSeq and is a predicted model, not a curated record.
AUGAACAUCAAAUCCCCCUCCCUCCUCUCCCUCCUUCUUCUCCUUGCCCUCCUCGUCCUCUCCUCCCAGCAGGGCUGCUCAGUGGCUCUUUCUGACGCAGGCUGCACCUCCUGCAACAUCAGUGGUUGCAUUACCUGCUCUAGCGGGUACUAUCUCGCCGCAAAUAAGCUCUGCUUUGCCUGCAAUCCCGGCUGCCAGACCUGCUCCAACCUGAUGACGUGCACUUCCUGCGCCACUGGCUAUUAUCUCAACGGAACGGUCUGCUACGGGUGCACGCAGCCUUGCAGCAGCUGCACUAAUGGCACCGUUUGCCUCUCUUGCCCUCCCGCCUUCUACCUCUCCUCCACCGUCCCAGGGCAAUGCUACUCCUGCGCAGAUUAUAACUGCGUGAACUGUACAGGCACUGGCCUAAACUGCACCGAGUGCGCUGUGGGAUUCUACAUCUUCAAUGCCGUCUGCACGCAGUGUCCCUACUACUCCUGCGCGACCUGCAACAACAGCACUGCUCACCUGCAAUCCCCGCUACUACGUGCUUUUCGGGACGUGCUAGCCAUGCCCGCUGGGAUGCCUCACCUGCGCCAGCGACUUCAGCUGUUCCUCCUGCGUCGACGGCUACUUCUCAACAACAGCCAGUGCCAGUUCUGCAUCGCUCCCUCCUGCAAGGUCUGCACGAGCACUGCCAACUGCGUCAAGUGUAUCGACCAGUAUUUCUACAACGAAUACGUGUGCAUCGUCUGCCCCAGCAACUGCUACAAGUGCAUCAAUGGCAGCUACUGCGUCUCUUGCAUGCCCCUCUACUACCUCAAUAGCAGCAACAACUGCCAGUCUCCAGGCUCCAACUGCAUCGGCUUCCUAGGAGGAAUAGGAUGCGUGGCCUGCCCCAUGGCUUCAUACAGAAACGGUCUUUUCUGCACUGCUUGUCCUGCCUCCUGCACUGCCUGCACCGCUACUGACUCGGUUGCACCAGUUGUCUCCAAACAUCUCUACCUGUCUCAGUUGCACAAACGGUUAUUUUCAGCUGGAGCUUGCAAGACCUGUACGACUCCCAACUGCAUCAACUGCAAUGCGGGUACUUGCAUCUACUGUGCCAUAGGGUACAUGAUUCGUCGACUGUUUGCUCACUUUGCAGCAACGCAAUCACGCACUGCUCUUCCUGCCGCACCUUCAGCAGCUGCACUUCUUGCUAUGGCGGCUACUAUCUUUCAAGCCCUGGCAGCAAUUUCUGCGCCUCAUGCAACACAGCCAUGCCCUACUGCUCAUUUUGUACUUCUGCCACGCUUGCAUCACCUGUAUCAGCAACGCUACUAUUUGGACGGUCCCACCUGCAAAUUAUGCAACAAUAUCAUCACUGGUUGCGUCACCUGCAAUUAUGGACCAAUGGCUAUGUCUGUCUCACCUGCACUGCAGGAUUUCUCCUCUCCAGCACAUACUGCAACUAUUGCUCCUUCUACUACACUGGUUGCGCCUUCUGCACAGUAUCUGUCUGCACUUCUUGCCUCAAUACCUUUAGAAACGUCAGCGGGGUAUGCACUCCCUGCUCCAUUUUUACCCCACUUGCAGCACUUGCAACGCCACUGCUUGUCUCUCCUGCGCGCCGAUAUGUACAUGUUCAACAACAGUUGCUAUGGCUGUUCCAACGCGAUUCCCAACUGCAACACAUGCUCCAGCGGUACUAACUGCACCUCCUGCACAAUCCUCGCUUACCUAAACGGCACAUCCUGCACCAGCUGCAACGUUUCCCUUCAGGGCUGCAGUUCCUGCCUCAACUCCUCCUACUGCAUCAGUUGCGUCAACAGCAGCUACUACUUUGCGAACGGAAGCUGCAUCCCCUGCGCCACCCUGCCCGCCUGCGUCACCUGCAACUCCGCUCCCAACUGCACCGCUUGCAACUCAUCCAGUUACUACGUCCAGAGCGGAAUUUGCACGCUUUGCUCCUCCACCAUGCCCAACUGCGUGUCCUGCUCUUCUCUCAACCACUGUUCGGCUUGCGUCAACCAAUCCUAUCUUCCCCUGGGCUACGGAGGUCUUGCCAUUUCUGGGUGUAUCUCCUGCAGCAACUCUACCACUGCACUGCAUGCUCAAAUGGCAGUUAUUUCCUCUCUGGAGCUGCGUGCCAACUUUGCACGACCAUUUAGGGAUGCACAAAAUGCUCAAAUGCUACUUAUUGCACUAAUUGCUCCACUAACUACUAUCUAG